CCCCGCACGGAAGUGAUGUCGUUGCACCGCGACGGUGACGUCACUGCCUCGCGCCACGCGAGGGUCACACGCUCAGCUCUCAAAAUGGCGGCAGCGGCGGCCGGUAGCUGCCGGAAAUGUCUCAUUAGUGGCAUGUGGCUUAUGCCUAGAAGAUGCCCAGUUCCUGCAAUCCACAGUGGUGCUGUGUACAGAGCGAGCAGGCCUGUCUCAGAGAUCAACCAGUCUAGAUGUUACUCUUCAGGAGGAAGAAAAGGUUUUAUAUCAGGUUUUGUGGAGAACAUCAAGCAAGAAUUAGCAAAAAACAAAGAGAUGAAGGAAAGUAUUAAAAAGUUCCGAGAUGAAGCUAAAAAGCUUGAAGAGUCUGAUGCACUUCGAGAAGCAAGGAGGAAAUAUAAAACCAUUGAAUCUGAAACAGUGAAGACCUCAGAAGUAAUUAAAAAGAAACUUGAAGAAAUAACUGGUACAGUUAAAGAGAGUUUGGAUGAAGUAAGUAAGAGUGAUAUUGGCCGGAAGAUAAAGGAAGGUGUGGAAGAAGCAGCAAAAACAGCAAAGCAGUCAGCAGAGUCAGUGACAAAAGGAGGAGAGAAAUUAGGCAAGACAGCAGCCUUCAAAGCUAUUUCUCAGGGAGUAGAAACUGUAAAGAAGGAAAUAGAUGAAAGUGUUUUAGGGCAGACUGGUCCUUACAAACGUCCAGAGCGUCUACGGAAAAGAACAGAGUUCUCAGGCGAGAGGAUUAAAGAGGAGCGAAUAUUUGAAGCUAAUGAGGAGGCCAUGGGUAUGGUGCUGCACAAGGACUCCAGAUGGUAUCAGCAGUGGAAAGAUUUCAAGGACAACAACGUGGUCUUCAAUAGGUUCUUUGAAAUGAAAAUGAAAUAUGACGAAAGUGAUAAUGCAUUCAUUCGAGCUUCCAGAGCUGUCACAGACAAAGUCACUGACUUGAUAGGUGGAUUGUUCUCGAAGACGGAAAUGUCAGAGGUUUUGACAGAGAUACUCAAAGUGGAUCCAUCCUUUGAUAAAGAUCGUUUCUUAAAGCAAUGCGAGCGUGAUAUAAUCCCCAACGUCUUGGAGGCUAUGAUAUCUGGAGAGCUUGAUAUCCUCAAAGAUUGGUGCUAUGAGGCGACUUACAGUCAGCUUGCUCAUCCAAUCCAGCAAGCCAAAGCCAUGGGUCUCCAGUUCCACUCCAGGAUUCUCGACGUAGACAACAUUGAUCUGGCCAUGGGAAAAAUGAUGGAGCAAGGACCAGUAUUAAUCAUCACUUUUCAAGCUCAGAUCGUGAUGGUAAUUAAGAACCAGAAAGGGGAAGUGGUAGAAGGUGACCCGGACAAGGUUCUGCGGAUGCUGUAUGUGUGGGCACUUUGCAGAGACCAGGAUGAGCUCAACCCCUAUGCUGCGUGGAGGCUAUUGGACAUUUCCUCGUCAAGCUCCGAGCAAGUUCUCUGAGGCGAAUUGCAUCCAAGAGCUUUCUGUCCCUCCCUCAAAGCAAUGCCAUCUCUGAACUUGCACCAGUCUACUGCAUGAUGCACUGUGGGGGAGGGGGACCAGAGUGGUUCUCUUUCAGAAGAAUGGGCUAUUGGGUGUGCCAUCAUUACACUGCUCCCCAUUGUGAACUGGACGAGUCUGACGUAUCUGCCUUACGCUUUGCCGUGUAGCAAUUUGCACUGUAAGGAUGUAUGGUAGGUUGUAACUCGAAUGGUCUAAGACACUUGCAGCUGCUGUUGGCUCCUGUUUAAAUGGUGGGUGAAGGAGGAUGUUUGGGGUCCUAUACAUUGACCAGUGCUUCCAUUGAUGGGCAGAGGUGGAGGUGGAUACUGAUGAGCAGCACAGUGAGAUGCGACAGGUCUGGUUUCAAUCUGCUGUCAUCCCCUGAUGGCCUUACAUCAUCUCUGAGAGGAGCUUAGAGCUGCUCUUAAGGCACGUUGGUCUCAUUCCAGCAGAUGCCAGGAAGCCUUCUGUUGCUGCAGUGUCUUCACCAAACCAAAUACAAUCACGUCUUUGCACAUGGAACUGAGUGAGGAUGGAGAUGGUCAGAAAUAUAUGUCAAUAUAUGUCCGCA
Lagopus muta (rock ptarmigan) is the source of this 2053-nucleotide messenger RNA. RefSeq names its product translocase of inner mitochondrial membrane 44 (gene TIMM44). NCBI's taxonomy places the organism in Eukaryota, Metazoa, Chordata, Aves, Galliformes, Phasianidae. The record is from RefSeq and is a predicted model, not a curated record. Gene Ontology annotation, biological process: protein import into mitochondrial matrix. Bases 16 to 1440 code for a protein of 474 amino acids. Gene Ontology annotation, molecular function: protein-folding chaperone binding. The transcript is spliced from 13 exons. Gene Ontology annotation, cellular component: mitochondrial inner membrane.